GGUUAUAUGGGUUUCGGUUUGACUCCUGCGUGUCUGGUCGUUCACAUUUCCCGUGUGCGUGCUUCUGUCCAGCUACAUACAGACAGUAACAUGGAAAUCGCUAGAACUCUCUAGUAAGUUCAUCAGCCUGUACCCGCUCUCAUCUGCGGCUUGAUUGCCUGGCCCUCCUUCCGCCUCUCACUCGGACCCCGUCGCCAUUGCCCAUUCUAGUGUUCUGAACGUGCCAAUAAGACACGAAUCUUUGCCAUCGUCGAGAAGCAGCAAUUGGGAUAGUCCUUGACGAUCUCGCCCAGGAUGGCCAAGUGGGGCGAAGGUGAUCCUAGAUGGAUUGUCGAGGAACGGCCUGAUGCCACGAAUGUGAACAAUUGGCAUUGGACCGAAAAGAAUGCGGACCAGUGGUCCAAGCGACGGAUUAACGAGCUCUUUACCGGCCUCCAGAUCCCCUUCCCGGAGCUCAAGGCCCACGUGGUCAUUGACGAGAUCGAGAAGUGCGAAGGCGAGGCCAGGGCCAACAAUCGCAAGGCUAAGUUGAUCUUUUUCUAUGAAUGGGAGAUCAUCCUGGUCUGGAAAGUCACUUGGGACGAGUCCAAGGACACCCAAGACGGGCCCGAGAUCAAGGGCAAGAUCACCAUUCCCAAUCUCAGUGAGGAGCACACCGACUUGAAGGAUGUAGACAUCGAGGUUAGUGUGACUUCCAGCGGAGCGGCGGACAAGAGUCGGAAAGUCAAGGACUUUUUGCGCAAAGACGGGGGGGCCCGAAUCAUCCGGGAAGCCCUCCAAAAAUAUGUGGACUCGCUCAAGUCCGAAUAUAGUCAGGGACUCAUCUUACCCAAGGCCGCCGACGAAGGGGCGGCCACCACCAAGCCCAAGACCGCUCCGCCCACCACCACAUCACCUUCUGUCAAACCUGGCGUGCCCAAUGGCCAGAAAAUGGCCGAAAACGCACAAGCCCUCAAGAACAUGGGUCUGUCCUGCCCCGUGACGGUGGACACGAUUCAAAUGGAGCAACGCUUUAAGUGCACAGGUCAAGAAAUCUACAAUACCCUCACCCAAAAAGAAAUGCUCCAGAUAUUCACCGGCUCUCAAGUCAAGCUCGGUGAAGCCAAAAAGGGCGAGGCCUUCGAGCUCUUGGACGGCAAUAUUCAAGGCCAGUUCCUCGAGUUGCAGCCUUUUUCCAAGAUCGUCCAAAAGUGGCGGCUCAAGAGCUGGCCCCAGGCUCAUUACUCCCUAGUGACCAUCGAAAUCGAACAGGGUACGGAAGAGACCACGCUGACCUUGACGCAAAAGAAUGUCCCCAGCAAGGAGGUAGAGGUCACCCGACAAGGGUGGGAGCGUUAUUAUUGGGACGCGAUAAAGCGCUCUUUUGGCUUCGGAGCUAUGCUUUUGUAAGACUUCACGUGCGUGAUGAGCAGACUCCAUGAAAAAGAGAAAUGACAAACACUGAAACUGGUACUGCAGAAGCAGAGAGGACGGAGCAAGAAAAUUUUCCACAACUUUUUUCCACAUUGAUGGUAAUUGAGCGUCCCUGCCAUUCAUCUCUUGAGAGGGGUUGGGAAAAGCCGGAGCCGAGUAAGAAAUGAUUGGCUGGCACAUUGUUUGGGGCGCGUGUUUAUUAAAUAAAUGAGUAAAUCACAUCA
Messenger RNA from Tigriopus californicus, 1637 nucleotides. Its product is annotated as activator of 90 kDa heat shock protein ATPase homolog 1-like. Gene Ontology annotation, cellular component: cytosol. The transcript has a single exon. NCBI's taxonomy places the organism in Eukaryota, Metazoa, Arthropoda, Copepoda, Harpacticoida, Harpacticidae. Bases 295 to 1389 code for a protein of 364 amino acids. Gene Ontology annotation, biological process: protein folding; positive regulation of ATP-dependent activity. Gene Ontology annotation, molecular function: protein-folding chaperone binding; ATPase activator activity. The record is from RefSeq and is a predicted model, not a curated record.